This is a messenger RNA of Soboliphyme baturini, 1536 nucleotides long. NCBI's taxonomy places the organism in Eukaryota, Metazoa, Nematoda, Enoplea, Dioctophymatida, Soboliphymatidae. The record is from the annotation of a GenBank genome assembly.
AUGUCGGACGACAGAGAGAAAAAGAUGGAGGGUCUGAAGGCUAGGUCACGAAGUCCUCUUCGUCGCAGAAUGGCACCCAGUGACAGGAAGAAUGCAAACUCUGAUAAACUGGUGUACAUCAGCAACAUUCCGUAUGACAUCACUUGGAUGGAACUGAAGGACAUGGUACGAGAGAAGGCGGGCGACGUUGCUUUCGUGGAAAUGAUCGAAACGGCCGGUGGAAAAUCAAAGGGAUCCGCAGUUGUUGAGUUCAAAGACUCUGAGAGCGUAAAAAAGUGCGUAGAGCAGAUGCAUCGCAUGCAGGUGAAAGAUCGCUUUAUCGUUGUUAAAGAAAUCAGGGACCCGGAAAGGUUCUUUAAAAAAGUGAAUGACGAAACUGGUAUCGAUUUGCUUUCCAACAAAAGCGGUCCAAAAAGUUUGCUCGACAUAGACGUCACUCCAAUUGGUAUUGAUACAGGACCAAGGUCAUUUCCGACCUAUGGGCUCAGCGUCCAGUUCCUAAGGCAACUUGGAAUCGAAGGUCCCCUGGGCAACCGCAUAUUCGUCGCAAAUUUACCAUUUAACGUUGGCCCAUCGAAACUGAAGGAAGUGUUCAGUUUGUCUGGCCAAGUGGUGGACGUCGAUCUGCAGUUCGACAAUGACGGGAGAAACAAAGGCUUGGCUGUCAUUGAAUAUUCUCAUCCCAUUGAGGCGGUGCAGGCCGUUUCGAUGUUUCACAAUCAGAAAUAUUACGAUCGAAUUCUUACCGUAAAAAUGGAUCGUUUUGAGAAAGAUGAAGAACCCCUUAGGCCAGGUGAACUGCCUCCUGGUCUUAGAAGUAUUGGAAUGGGUCUAGGCAGAAAUGGGGCCCCUUUGAGCAAGAUCGCGCAGCUGUUAGGCUCUGGCACCGGAGCUUCUGGCGGCAGCCCUUUUCAUGGAGAUUCUCUUCCUGGAAGUAAUGUAAGGAAUGACCAGCCAGUUGGUGGUUUAAGUUAUAUGGGUGGUGGAGGAAGCAAUAUGCCAACGAAUUAUCCUUUACCUCAGCCAAAUUUGAUGAGCAGUUAUCCUCAAGGUCAGCUUAGUGGAUACUCCGCAAACAUGAAUAAUCCUAUUCCGCAGUAUGGCAAUGAUCCUUCCCGUGCUAUGGAGGCAUCGCUCUCUGGAACUCCGAUUUCAGGUCCUUAUCCUGGAGGUGUUGGCUACAGUUCUGGUAUGAACAUGAGUAUGAAUGGAAACUACCAGAGCAUACCGUCAUUGAUGAAUAAUGUCACAGAUUUUGAUCGUCGACAAUAUGAUCAGAAUAUUUCGCCCAUGAAAUAUGGCACCCGCAGUGCCCGGUAUAUCGUCAUUCGCAAUCUGCCCACUAGUUACACAUGGCAAACCUUACGCGAUCGUUUAAGAGGCUUUGGAGACAUAGAAUUUGCGGACAUCGUUCAGCCAGGUGUAGGUAAAGUCCGUUUCAAGACCGCCAUGGACGCUGAAAAGGCAGCUAUGGCGAUGAACGGGAUUCUUGUCGAGGGUCGACCGAUAGCAGUGGAUUUGGCCAUCACUGAUUAG